Rhizoctonia solani is the source of this 720-nucleotide messenger RNA. RefSeq lists its product as uncharacterized. Lineage: Eukaryota; Fungi; Basidiomycota; Agaricomycetes; Cantharellales; Ceratobasidiaceae. The transcript has 2 exons. The coding region runs from base 1 to 720 and encodes 239 amino acids. The record is from RefSeq and is a predicted model, not a curated record.
AUGUCCAGUGAAUACACCAUUAUAAUUACAGACAACACAUUUAAGCUUUCCCAGUUGCAGAUCGAAUUUGAUUCCCCAAACCUCUUUACCUCCUACUUUAUCCGUCCGGCUGGCCAGAAGGCCCCACGACAGCUGGAAGUAUCCCGCGAUCCAUACUUGUUUACAAUUAUCCUUAGGUAUCUUAAUGGAUAUCAAGUUCUGCCACUUCAUCCAGGCCUGAUUCCACCAUACUGUACCCUCGAAGCGGCGCUGGCUGACUUGGUUGCGGAUGCGCGGUUCUAUAAAUUGAACGGAUUGCUCAAAUUAUUGACAUCCAAUAAAAAUCAGGAAGAUCAGGGAGAUGGGACCAUAAUUCGAUAUGCCAAAAUUGUAGGAGAUUAUAUGACCAAACCAAACCAGUUUGAACCCACCCAAGACUUUAGCGCAGUCGUUCCUAACUUUACGCUCAAGCUCUCGAGUGAAGAACAGUGCCAGAUGUUUUCCAAGCAAUCCAACUUCCGGGCUGUUCCAAAAACCAAGGAUGGUGGCUCUGCUGAUAUAUUCUACGUCUGCUUUUUAUAUGAGCGCAUAAUCCACGAGGUACUGCAGAGGGACGGUUAUGCGCUCCACGUGGAUCACUGCGAACAACUCGGAUGGAUCAGGUCGUUCAGUAGCGAAUAUCACCGCCAAUGCACGAUUCUUGUAAAGCUUUGGACUGGGCCUGGAUUCAAAGCAGAUUAG